This is a messenger RNA of Sinocyclocheilus grahami, 3041 nucleotides long. RefSeq names its product ddb1 and cul4 associated factor 5 (gene dcaf5). The record is from RefSeq and is a predicted model, not a curated record. Gene Ontology annotation, biological process: negative regulation of fatty acid biosynthetic process. The transcript is spliced from 8 exons. Gene Ontology annotation, cellular component: cytoplasm; Cul4-RING E3 ubiquitin ligase complex. NCBI's taxonomy places the organism in Eukaryota, Metazoa, Chordata, Actinopteri, Cypriniformes, Cyprinidae. Bases 227 to 2614 code for a protein of 795 amino acids. Gene Ontology annotation, molecular function: protein binding.
CAGUCUUGUGACGUCAUCACCCUUGCACCGGAGCAGGAAGUGCCGGAGGUCGGUGGGACUCUAAAUAGUCUUCUGUUUUUGCUGCGCAAUUUCAUGCUUUACCGAGCAAACAUGUAACGGUACAUUCUCCAGCCGAACAAGAAUCCACCGAAUCAUACCUUAGCUCAAACCCAUGACGGCCGGGACACUCUAGCGGCGGGGGUGAGACUCGUUUACCGGAGGAGAGAUGAAGGAGGUGCGGGGCUGCGGCAUGCGGAGCGCCGUCGGGUUCCUCUCCCGCAGGGCGAUCGACGGACAGCCGCGGCUGAAGGAGGACUUUCAGCGGCGCAGACUGGCCGGCUGCUCCAGCCUCUAUAACAAGGACAUGCUCGGCCACUUCGGCUGCGUUAACGCCAUCGAGUUCUCCAACAAUGGAGGCCAGUGGCUGGUGUCCGGUGGAGAUGACCGCAGGGUGCUGCUGUGGCACAUGGAGAAAGCAAUACACUCACGAGCCAAACCGAUCAAGUUGAAGGGGGAGCACCUGUCCAACAUCUUCUGCCUGGCAUUUGACAGCACCAACAAACAUGUUUUCUCAGGAGGAAAUGAUGAGCAGGUGAUUCUGCACGACGUAGAACGUGGCGAGACGCUCAACGUCUUCUUGCAUGAUGACGCUGUGUACGGUCUGUCCGUCAGUCCUGUUAAUGAUAACAUCUUCGCCAGCUCCUCUGAUGACGGCCGAGUUCUCAUAUGGGACACACGAGAACCGCCACAUGGAGAACCGUUCUGCUUGGCCAACUACCCCUCAGCGUUCCACAGCGUGAUGUUUAACCCCGUAGAACCCCGUCUGCUGGCCACUGCAAACUCUAAAGAGGGGGUGGGACUGUGGGACAUCCGCAAACCCCGCAGUUCUCUGUUAAGGUACGGAGGGAGUUUGUCUCUUCAGAGUGCCAUGAGUGUGCGCUUUAACAGCAUGGGGACGCACCUGCUGGCUCUGCGCAGGCGUCUGCCUCCCGUCCUGUACGAGCUCCACUCUCGUCUGCCCAGCUUCCAGUUUGAUCACCAGGGCUACUUCAACUCCUGUACUAUGAAGAGUUGCUGUUUUGCUGGAGACCAUGAUCAGUACAUCUUGUCUGGCUCAGAUGAUUUUAACCUUUACAUGUGGAGAAUCCCCAAUGACCCUGAAGCAGGAGGUCCGGGUCGAGUGGUGAACGGGGCCUUUAUGGUUCUGAAAGGUCAUCGGUCUAUCGUGAAUCAGGUCCGCUUUAACCCUCACACAUACAUGAUCUGCUCCUCCGGGGUGGAGAAGGUCAUUAAGGUAUGGAGUCCGUAUCAGCAGACAGAUAGUGUUGGUGAUCUGGAAGGCCUGGUGGAGGACAAGUCGCGCUCUCUCUACACUCAUGAGGAAUACAUAAGCCUGGUCCUGAACAGCGGAAGUGGCCUGUCACAUGAUUACAUCAGCCAAUCAGUGCAGGAAGACCCCCGGAUGAUGGCUUUCUUCGACUCGCUGGUUCGCCGUGAGAUUGAGGGGUGGAGCUCGGACUCGGACAGCGAUUUGAGCGAGGGCGCCAUUCUACAGUUGCACGCGAGAGCUCGACGGUCCACACGCGCCAUGCAAUCUAUGCCACGAUCUUCUGCCAAUGUAUCCGCCGCUCAUCACAGCGACUCUGACCACUCCUCUUCAUCCUCAUUGGCUGGACCGGACGCCUCUGGGAGCGAGCGGACCGAUCAGGAUAGGAGCGGGUCGCAGAGGAGCCGGAUGAGGCCACGUGCGUCUGCGUUUCUGCUAGACCUUGUGAACGAGGACUCCGAUUCCACUGGGUUCUGGUUGGACCCAAUUCCCCGUCCCAGAUCUCCAAGUCCACGUGAGAACUCUAGCCUUUCUAGCCACGCCUCCUCAGCAGGCAUGGCUUUGAGUUCUAGCUCCUCUCCCAGCUCAUCUUCUAGCUCCUCCUCCAGCACAGAUGGCGUCGAUGAGGAUCUGCGCAGGAGUAGGAUGCGACAGCGCAACGCAGCCAGAUGGAGACGCCACUUGAGCCUUUCAGGAAGAGACUCCACCCACAAUCUUCACGGCGCAACAGAUUCCUCCAACUAUCCCAGCAUUUCCAUCCAUAAUCCAUCAUCACCCUCUUCAUCCUCAGGCGACGAAGGUCGACCUUUUAGCAAUCGUGGAAAAGAAAAACCAAGCGGACAUGGCUCAAGUCCCACGCACUUAUCUGACAGACAAAUGCAGUCCAGAUGUAGGCGCCGCUUCACUUCCUCUUUCUCAGGUGGUGACACCCUUGUGGAGAGGGCGAAAUCUCGAGCGGGCUUUCUCGCAGAGUCUGGGGAGGAACCAGAGCGAGGGAGAACUAGCGGGGAAGAGUUAAGUGCUGUGGAGGAAAUAAACAUGACUCUCAGCAGUCGCACUACAGCGGCUGGGGUUAACGGACGUCCACAUGCAGAUGAGAACCAUGCAGACUCUAUACACCCAGAAUGCUCUGGGACAGAAAAAGAACUCAAUAAGAACUCUGGCGACUCCAGGACCCAGGGGGAACCCUCUGGAAGGGAGAUCUCCAGUGUUGCUGGGAAACGGACUUGUUCGGACACAGGAGACGAGGAGGAUUCUCCAUCAGAGAAGAGGGCGAAAACCCUGUGAUGUCACAUCACAACUCACUGACUCGGAGUCAAACUUUUUUGAGCUGUUUAUCUUUGGACACUUAUGAUUUAUCUUUUUUUUUUAACCAACUUCUCUUUUUCUCUUUACAUGCGUUCUGGGGUCACACCACAGUGAUGACACUAAAAAAAAAGAUAUUAGUGAUAUUAAUAUGUUAUUGCAAGAAAAAAAUAACUGCAGUGCUUUUGGUUUCAUAACAUUUUAGUUCCAUUGAACCUGUAACCUUUAUGUUGGGGGCUCUGGUUUGCUUUUGGGCUGUGAGAAGAAAAAGCUUUUUUGAGCAUACAAGGAUGGCUGUUCCGAGUCUGUAUCAGUGGAACAGGGGUGGGAAGGGGAGGGGGUGAAAAAUAGUGUUUCCAUGGUAACCUCAUUGAGCAGCAGCUGUUUGAGUUCUGCAUUAAAGUUCUGU